UAGGGAAACCUCAGGGGCCUAAAUAAAUUCAGCAAAAAUUCGAAUCAACCACAAGAGCCGAGAAAAGGGCACAGAGACACAUUACCUAAGAGCUGAACAGCGGGACCAAAACCCUAACCCCUGCACCGCCCUCACCGAUCUACUCGCCGCCGUUCAUUCCUCGCCGGAAUCCGACAUCCCCGCUUCUCUCUCUACACCCUCCGCCACUCGCAAUGACGGCUAUGAUGCAACCUCAGAUCAUAUUGCUUAAGGAAGGGACGGACACGUCCCAAGGGAAGGCACAACUGGUGAGCAACAUAAAUGCGUGCAUGGCUGUGGCAGAUGUCGUGCGCACCACUCUUGGGCCAAGGGGUAUGGACAAGCUGAUCCAUGAUGAGAAAGGCAAUACCACCAUUUCGAAUGACGGUGCCACAAUCAUGAAACUUCUUGACAUUGUUCACCCAGCUGCUAAGAUCCUUGUUGAUAUUGCCAAGUCUCAGGAUUCUGAGGUUGGUGAUGGAACUACUACUGUGGUUCUGCUUGCAGGGGAAUUUCUGAAGGAGGCCAAGCCUUUUAUUGAGGACGGGGUCCACCCUCAAAAUCUAAUCCGGAGUUUUCGCACUGCAGCGUACUUGGCAAUUGAGAAGGUCAAAGAACUAGCCAGUAGCAUAGAAGGAAAAAGUCUACAAGAAAAGAAACGUUUACUCGCAAAUUGUGCUGCUACAACUUUGUCUUCAAAGCUUAUUGGUGGAGAAAAGGAGUUCUUUGCAACCAUGGUUGUGGAUGCUGUCCUUGCAAUUGGCAGUGACGACAGGCUGAAUAUGAUUGGAAUCAAGAAGGUUCCAGGAGGUAACAUGCGGGACUCCUUCCUUGUAAAUGGCGUUGCCUUCAAAAAGACAUUCUCAUACGCUGGUUUUGAGCAGCAACCAAAGAAGUUUGUAAUGCCCAAAAUUCUCCUAUUAAACAUUGAAUUGGAGCUGAAAUCAGAGAAAGAAAAUGCCGAGAUAAGACUUUCAGAUCCUUCACAGUAUCAGUCAAUUGUUGAUGCAGAAUGGAAUAUUAUUUAUGAUAAGUUGGAUAAAUGUGUGAAAAGUGGGGCCAAAAUUGUGCUUUCACGACUCGCUAUUGGUGAUCUAGGCACACAGUAUUUUGCAGAUCGAGAUAUAUUUUGUGCGGGUCGAGUUGCUGAAGAGGAUCUGCAACGAGUUGCAGCUGCAACGGGUGGAACAGUACAGACAUCUAUUAAUAACAUUAUUGAUGAGGUUCUUGGAUCUUGUGAGCUUUUUGAGGAGAGGCAAGUUGGGAAUGAGCGGUUUAACAUAUUUAGCGGAUGCCCAUCUGGUCAGACAGCCACUAUAGUUCUCCGUGGUGGAGCCGAUCAGUUCAUUGAGGAAGCUGAACGGAGUUUACAUGAUGCAAUCAUGAUUGUUAGAAGAGCUAUGAAGAAUUCUACUGUUGUGGCUGGUGGUGGUGCAAUAGAUAUGGAGAUAAGCCGAUAUUUGAGGCAGCAUGCACGGACAAUAGCUGGAAAGUCGCAGCUUUUUAUUAACUCUUACGCUAAAGCUCUUGAGGUUAUCCCACGACAACUCUGUGACAAUGCUGGUUUUGAUGCGACUGAUGUGCUGAACAAACUGAGACAGAAACAUGCACUACAGACUGGUGAGGGUGCAUUGUAUGGGGUGGAUAUUAACACUGGUGGAAUUGCUGAUAAUUAUGCUAAUUUUGUGUGGGAGCCAGCAGUAGUCAAGAUCAAUGCCAUAAAUGCGGCUACUGAAGCAGCCUGCCUCGUCUUAAGUGUGGAUGAGACAGUGAAAAACCCAAAGUCAGAAAGUGCUCAGGGAGAUGCUGCUGCAAUGGGUGGUAGAGGUCGUGGUGGAGCUGCUUUCCGUGGUCGUGGUGGACGAGGAAUGCGGAGGCGAUAGGCUUUCCACAUCCCAAAUCCUUGUUGUAACAGAUCAAAGUUUUGGUGGCUUUCAAAAUACCGAUUCUUCUCCCAGUGCUGAACACUACAGAACUUCGGCUAAGCUUGGCAAAAUUCACUGUGAUCUGUAGUUUCUUUGUGCUAUGAAUUGGUAUUUUUGGGUUUUUAAUUUUCGCUGUGAUCUGUAGUUACUUUGUGCAAUGAAUCGGUAUUUUUGGGUUUUAAUUCACUGUGAUCUGUAGUUUCUUUCUGCAAUGAAUUGGUGUUUUUGAGUUUUACAAACUCUCUCUCUCUCUGCAAUGAAUUUGGGUUUUUGUA
Molecule: messenger RNA, 2218 nt
Organism: Rhododendron vialii
Lineage: Eukaryota; Viridiplantae; Streptophyta; Magnoliopsida; Ericales; Ericaceae
Product: T-complex protein 1 subunit eta
Exons: 14
Coding region: 213-1901 (562 amino acids)
Biological process (GO): protein folding
Cellular component (GO): chaperonin-containing T-complex
Molecular function (GO): ATP hydrolysis activity; ATP-dependent protein folding chaperone; ATP binding
Source: RefSeq, a predicted model, not a curated record